Molecule: messenger RNA, 597 nt
Organism: Giardia duodenalis
Lineage: Eukaryota; Fornicata; Diplomonadida; Hexamitidae
Exons: 1
Coding region: 1-597 (198 amino acids)
Source: RefSeq, a predicted model, not a curated record
AUGAGACAUUGGGACGGGGAGGAGCUUGAAUUUCGCGAGUUCUUUGAGGCUGAAACAGUGGAGGUUGGUGCGAGCGUUGCAACUGCCAUGGCCCAGCUUCUCAGAGAUUCUUCGAUUCAGCACAGGUUAAAGGAGUUCGCGAUUAUGAUCAUCCGACGGUCUCAGGCUCCAGCAGAGGUGGUUGUCUACGCAUGUGGCCUAGUUAACCGAAUCAACUAUCAAGUCCGAGGAUCCCUCAAUUCCCGCAAUAUUAGGCGAUAUUUAUUCAGUGCUAUUAUGAUAUCAUACGACCUUGUUUGUCGAGAAUCCCCAACCCUGGAGUCGUGGGUCAUCAUAUCGAAGAAUAAGUUCAAUCUCCAACAAGUUAUUCUUUUACAGCAGGCUUUUCUUUCAAUUAUUUCCUGGAAUCUCUUGAUAGAGCGGGCAACCUUUGCCUUCGCAGUAGAACAUCUUAUGAACAGUCUUGCAAAAGUGCGGAACCCAACGACGGACUCAGUAGCCCGUGUCGCCGGAACCAUCAUGAAUUCUAGAUUCGCUUCUGCAUGUCAAUCUGCUAACAUAUCUGACUGUUCUUCAGAGACUGAAGACAGCAAGUAA